AUGUCCGAGUGGUUACUCCCUGUUCGAGCGUCAUGGAUCGGCUUGACACGACGGUGUUUUGCGUUUCAGCGGCUGGGAAGUGUACGCUAUGCACACACUGGCAGUGGGAGCAGUGUGAGCAGCCAUUCAACGGCUGCGGCUAUGCCGCUGCCGGAUCCUCUGCAGACCAGCUUCCAACCGACAGGUCUGAAAAGACUCGUUAAGCAAGUUUUCGGAGAGAACGCAGCACCGCUACCUCCUGGCUACCGUGUUGAACCGCGCCUCCUGACCCAAACACCAACCCACGUGACGACACUGACAAACGGGAUGCGCGUCGCAACGGAGCGCCUGGACACGCCUACGGUGACGGUAGGACUGUGGCUGGAUACGGGUACUCGAUUCGAACCGGCUGCUGUGAACGGCGCAGCGCACUUUUUGGAGCACAUCAUUUUCAAAGGCACCCAGCGCCGAACGCAACAGCAGUUGGAGAUGGAGGUAGAGGAUAUGGGCGCGCAACUCAAUGCGUACACAUCCCGCGAGCAAACCGUGUAUUUUGCUCGUUGCUUGAGCGAUGUGCUCCCCCAGUCAGUGGACUUGCUUGCCGAUAUUAUUCAGAACAGCCGUCUGGAUGCUGCAGCGGUGGAGCGCGAGAAAGACGUCAUCUUGAGAGAGAUGGAGGACAUCGAAUCGCAGCCAGAAGAAGUCGUAUUCGACUAUUUGCAUGGUACUGCUUUCCAAGGGACACCUCUGUCACGGACGAUCCUGGGACCGGUGGAAAAUAUUCAGGCAAUGCAGCGGGAAGCCUUGCUCGAAUACAUCCGGCGACAUUACCGCCCGCAUCGCAUGGUGCUGGUCGCUGCCGGUGGGUGUCCCGAACACGAACGGUUCGUGGAGCUCGCCGAGAAGCACUUUGGCAGCAUGCCUCGUGCCGAAGAUGAAAGCGUGUCUUCAGAAACACUUGCAGCCGCUGAGCCCGCGUACUUUACCGGCUCCGAUGUGCGUGUUCGGAAUGAUGACAUGCAGCUGGCGCACUUCGCGCUCGCCUUUGAGACCUGCGGCUGGGCGCAUCCAGAUGCGCCCGCGCUCAUGGUGAUGCAGGCGCUCAUGGGUGCCUACGAUCGCAACGCAGCCCUGAGCCGCUUCUCGUCGUCGCGCCUGUGCAGGGGACUCCACAAUGUUCCGAACGCCGUUAGCGCACAGGCCUUCAAUACGUCGUAUGUAGAUACGGGCCUUUUCGGUGUUUAUGCUAUAGCGCAUCCGCCUGAUCUGGAUGACGUCGUCUACGAGAUUCAGAUGCAGUUAACCGGGAUGGCGUACAAGCUCGAUGAGUCCGAGGUGGAACGGGCGAAGAGGCAACUCAAAACAUCGCUUUUACUCCAGCUGUCCGAUUCAAACGCCGUUGCGGAGGAUAUUGGCCGUCAGUUGCUGACCUACAACCGUCGUGUGCCGCUGGCUGAAACGUUCGCUCGGAUCGAUGCGGUAACGGCGGAAAGUCUGAUUCACAUUGCGAACAAGUACCUGUGUGAUCGGGAGCUUGCUGUGGCCUCUUUGGGCCCGAUCGCUUCGCUGCCGGAUCUGCUGUGGAUGCGACGACGCACGUACUGGUUGCGGUACUAG
This is a messenger RNA of Cyanidioschyzon merolae strain 10D, 1596 nucleotides long. RefSeq names its product mitochondrial processing peptidase beta subunit, precursor. Bases 1 to 1596 code for a protein of 531 amino acids. The record is from RefSeq and is a predicted model, not a curated record. The transcript has a single exon. Lineage: Eukaryota; Rhodophyta; Bangiophyceae; Cyanidiales; Cyanidiaceae. Gene Ontology annotation, cellular component: mitochondrion. Gene Ontology annotation, molecular function: metal ion binding.